AAUAAUAAUAAUAAUAAUAAAGAAAAGAAAUGAAGAUAAAAAUGGUGAAAAAUAAUAUGGCAGAUAAAAGAGUUUGGGUCUUCUGCUUUUUCCUUCCCAAAAAUGGCAAACCACACUCUCCUCCUCCACUUGUUUUCUUCUUUACUCCAUUAUUGACCUCUCAUGCUUCCUCUCUUUCUUCUUCUUUCACGUUAAGAGUAAUGUUGUUGUUUGAUUUUGAUAUUCAACCCUCAAAUUUGUAAUGAUGGAAAGUUUGGAUGGACCUGAGUUAGCUGUUAUAAGAAAGAGAAGGAGUAACGCAUCACGAAGGCCUCGGGUUGAUUCACAUUCACUUCUAGAAAACUUCAAUCUUUUGACAUUGUCAGCAGAGGUUUAUAGCAAUGGAGACAAUAUUAAAAAUCAAGAUAUUGGGGAUAAUAGAGUAGCUGUUUCUGAUGGAUUGGGAAGAGAAAACAAGCUGAAGAAGUUGAAACUCAAAGUGGGUGGUGUUACUCAUACAAUCCAUACCAAGUCCACAGAUGACUUCUCCUAUGGUGAUAGCACCAUUUUCAGAAACUCUUCUUGCUCUGUGACUGCCUUCACGACUCGGGAGAAGCCGCUUCCUCAGGAUGACAAAAAUGGAAAUCAUUCCUGUUCUUCAGAUAAAAAGAGAGGUUUUGGAGUUAGAUGGAAGGAUAUGUCAAAAAAUGAUUUUAGCUCGCAAAAGGGGCAUGGUUCAAGGGGAAUUCCUGCUCACCAUGAACCUAUUCGUAAGAGCAAUCGGGUUCCUAAGAGACGAGCCUUGGAUGCUAGAUUGGAUGAGGAUGAUGAUGAUGAAGAUGAAGAAAUUCGUUACCUUGAGAGGCUUAGGGCCUCUAAAAACUCUGGUGGCAAUGAAAAUGGGAAGGAUUACAGAAGCCACCAAGAACACGUGGUUUUGAAGCUUCCAAAAAGUCGUUUGAUGGUAGAUGGGUUGUAUAAUGAUGCUGUUGGAGAUUAUGUUUUGCCAAAGCUGGGAAGUAGAAAGAAGUCAAGACCGGAGAAAGAAUUCGAGGAUAUAGACUACAUGGCCGAAGAAGAAGUGAUAUCUGAUGAGGAACCUGGAUCUGCUGGGAAGAAUUUAAAAAAGGAGUGUCCUAGUCCUUAUGUGCAAGAAUGGAAGGAAUCAAUCCCAACUACACGAACUAGAGCCAUGCAGCAAGGCCAAGAGGUUUUAAAUGGGUUGUCAGCGAGUUCUAUUGACGUUUCAAAUUACUUAGUUUCUUCCAAAUCUAGAAGAAAAAAGGAUAAGCCCUCUGAACUGGAACAACAAUUAAAGAAGGCUGAGGCUGCACAGAAACGUAGAAUGCAGUCAGAGAAAGCGGCUCGGGAGGCUGAGGCUGAGGCAAUAAAAAAGAUACUUGGCCAAGAUUCUGGAAGAAGGAAAAGGGAAGAGAAAAUGAAGAAACAUAGAGACGAGUGGUUACAGGGAAAAGCUGCCAAUGCCCUCACACUUUCAUCAAAUACUGUUAGAUGGGUUAAUAAUCCGAGUGGAUCCAUCGUUACAUUCUCCGAUGAUAUUGGCUUACCAAGUUUAUUUAAUCCAGUUCAGUGCAGUUAUCCUCCUCCAAGGGAAAGAUGUGCAGGGCCAAAUUGUACAAAUACAUACAAGUACCGAGAUUCGAAAUCUAAUCUUCCUCUCUGCAGUCUCCAAUGUUACAAGGCAUUGCAUAAGAAAUUGCAGCCUCUUGUUACCUGCUGAUGAUCAUUUGGUUCUCUAAUUGUUCCCAUAUUAACUCUGCUAAGCAUUUUUUUUGUACAAUGCUCAUCUCACCCCUUGAAAAUUUGUAAAUCCUGACACAACUCUAACAUGAUUAGUAGGAUUUGGUUUGUAUCGUACUGCCAUAUUUUACUGAUUUUUUUUGAGAUCUAUUAUCUGGAAAUAAUGUAGAUAUAAAUUGCAAAAUUUGAUUUCUUA
This is a messenger RNA of Cannabis sativa, 1936 nucleotides long. RefSeq lists its product as uncharacterized. Bases 242 to 1720 code for a protein of 492 amino acids. NCBI's taxonomy places the organism in Eukaryota, Viridiplantae, Streptophyta, Magnoliopsida, Rosales, Cannabaceae. Gene Ontology annotation, cellular component: Ino80 complex. The record is from RefSeq and is a predicted model, not a curated record. Gene Ontology annotation, biological process: chromatin remodeling. The transcript is spliced from 7 exons.